CAUCGUUCCUCCGCAGCGAGCCGAACACGCGCGCAGCCAGCAUUGGCCGCCUUAGCUCGGAGCGCUCCCCCACUCAGAGCGCCAUUGGCGGCAGGCGUGCUCUGGGCGGUAUAAAUUAUGUACAAUUAGCGCAUCCCAUCGCAAUGAGCGCGGCUCGCUGGCGCGCAGCACCAGUAGCGGGCAGCAGCAGCAGCGCACCCUGCUGAUGCAGCGGCGGCGGCGGCAAUAGCAGCAGCAGCAGCGGCGGCAGCAGCGGUGGCUGAGCAGACGCGCAGCAGUAGCGGUAGCGUUUGCGCGUCUCACGCAUGCAUCGCACGGCUUGCGUUAUCGGAAUAUGUAACAUGGCCGUCGACGCCUCGUUGCAAAUAGGCAUUUAAAGAGGAGGUUUACGGGGGGGGGGGGGGGGGGGGAGUAAUAAUUCAGAGACAAAGGGAUGCGAAGGUGGCGUGAGCCAGGGAGUAGCAAGUUACUGAUCGAAUAAGAACCCCGCCGGUCGUGGUGCGCUCGCGUGUUGCAAAGGGAGGCGGUGCAGACAGACGGGGCAGACGGACAGACAAACAGGCAGACCGGCAGUCAGACAGGUAGACAGGCAGGCAGACGAGCAAGUAGGCGGAGCGUGCGCAAUUGAAUUGUGGAACCAUUCACGUUGCACCGUGGUGGUGGCGGCGGCGGUGGCAGUGGUGGUGUGGGUGGCAUGCGUUGCGCGCGGCGCCGACACGGCUAGAUUUGGACGGAUUUUAAACGCGAGCGGAGGGCGAGGAGGUUUCUGUCGCUGUUGUUGGCUGAGCCCAGCGGCCAUGGACGUGCUGCCCAGCUACAGCAUCUUCCACGAGCUCCAGCUGGUGCACGACACCGGCUACUUCUCGGCACUGCCGUCGCUGGAGGAGAUCUGGCAGCAGAUAUGCCUGGAGAUGGAGAGGUAUCUGCAGAGUGAGCCGAGCAGCUGCCGCACAUCCGAGCCGAACGCGGAGGUCCCCGAAAGGCAGCCGGAAGCUGAGACGCCGCGCGAGCGCCCGUGCGCGUCCAGGGAGCCCGUGCAAGCCACGCCUGGACCAGCCGCUGAAGAGGAGAAAAGGACAGAGGCCCAUGACGUCACCUCGCCGAGCCCGGCAGGAUUUGAGAGCGACUCGCCGGGACCGGCGGACGCAAUGGACACGGCUGCCGACGGCGCGCUUUGGGAUCGUUUGGCCGACGUGUCGGACUGCAGCGUGAGCGACGAUCCGGAGUUCCCAAUGCCGAUCACCGUCCUCGCUCUGCCGGGCAAGGGCCAGAACACGGAGGCCCCGACGGCGGAGGUGAACGCGUCAACCAGCCUCAUCACGCCCCCGUCGUCCCCCAAGCUGGAGCGCUGCGGCCUCCCCACGCCGACCGUCUCGCCGUGCGCGACCGGGAAGCAGCAGCAGCAGCGGCGGGAGUCGCCGCCGCUCGUGCCGGCCGAGAGGGGCGUCAAAGAGGGCUGGGCGCCUCGGAGGCUGCGCAAGUUCGUGGGCGACGGGAGCGGCGAUGCGAUGCAGGACAGCAAGAAGAGGAUUCACCGCUGUCUGUUCAGCGGGUGCCGCAAGAUUUACACGAAGAGCUCGCACCUCAAGGCGCACCUGCGCACGCACACAGGUGAGAAGCCCUACAAGUGUUCGUGGGAGGGGUGCGAGUGGCGCUUCGCGCGGAGCGACGAGCUGACGCGCCACUACCGCAAGCACACGGGCUCCAAGCCGUUCAAGUGCGCGCACUGCGACAGGAGCUUCUCAAGGUCUGACCACCUGGCUCUGCACAUGAAGAGACAUAUCUGAGUCUCGCAUCCACCUCCCUUGGACUCCUCAGACUUUGCACUCCGAUGCCAACGAUGACCGCCACAGCCGCCGCCACAGCGCUGCCGACUCCCAGCAAGAACACAUUGGUUCUCCUCGGUGAUUAAACGAAACACAGAUCGGAGGGUCCUAUUUUCCGAGUGGGCAUUUGGUAAAACAGACACCAAGUGUGAUUACUUGCUUCUAGUUGAUCCAUGCACUGUGCGCAUUCUUGUGAAAUAAGUGUUGAAUUUCUAUGAUUUUUAAACAGUCUUUUAGACUGUGCUAUGAAACUGUUUUGCCCAUCGACGUGUGGGCUCCGAAAUCGGAAACAAAGAUUUUAUUAAAGUUGGGAUAUAAUCGUCCCAGGAACGAUGAGAAAGUUGUGUGCUUUGGCGCGCUCAAUACAUUUCUAAGAACUGCCCUCCGUUUUUCAUUAUCUUUCGUCUCGCUUGGAUAUCUGUUGCACCCUUCAACAAUAUCCCUGCUUGAUCUAAAAUGGGGGGGGGGGGGGGGAGAUAAAAGAUAAAUAAGGACACUUUAAUACUUUCAAUGUCUUAUUCUUAUGCAGUCACCUGAAGAAAGGCCACAUGCUUCACUCGUGGUAGUAAUUUUUUAGCGAAUCAAUUUGAAAACAUUUGACACCUUGGAAAAUGAACAGAGUCCAGACAAAUGUCUCUGGCUUUGAUUAAAAAUGUGCAGCGCUGCACGGGCAGCACCGUUAAAGAGCUGGGUGGCUGCUGGCCCUUCCAUUGCGCUCGCAAAUGCAAUGUCGGAAGACGGAGAAUGGGAGGCACAAACCACAACGAUAAAAAUCCAUGGAUUGCACCUUUGCUUCAAGCGGACAGAAAGCAAAUAGAACGGAAACACAUUAAAGGGAAAGGUCUCGGGGUUUUAUGUGUUCCGUAUUUCACGCUUCCUUGCCGGUGCAAUGUUGGCAAGUUUAGGGCGGCGUCGAUACUCUGUUAUGUUUUCAAAGUAGAUCGUGAGUAAGGAAAGCUUUCAAAAAAACACAGAGCCAUUCAUAGAAACGGUGAAAUAAUCUUGUUUCAUCAGGGGGAAUCUUUUUUUUCCAUUGUCACGUUAUCUGUCCCAAUGGCACCCGUAACGUGUCCGCGAAAUGCGUGGUAUAAUUGGGUUUUUAACAUCCUCCUGUCUGGCUUUCCAGACGAAACGAAAUUAUCUCCUCCUGGUUACAUCCGAGAGUGGUGCCUUAAAUGUCAUGCAUUGCGUGUACACGCCAUCCGUCGGAUUAACCGUCACACGUUGACAUUUAAUGAGGAGGUGCAAUAACAACGCCUGUUGUGUUUGUGCCCUUACACCAUUGAUUUGACACCAUAUUAGCCAUGUUGCAGACUCGAUCAUUAUGCGGACUGUUACCAACAAACAACACUAUCAAUAUGCACUUACAAUGGAUGUCAAAGACACCCUCAAGGUGUUUGCCUUUGAUGCUUGGGUACAUUUUUGUAAAGGACAUGAUAAGAGGGCAUUUUUCCGUGCUGUGAUUGCUUUGCUGUUUUUUAUUUUAGCGAAUUAAUAAUGUUUUUUGUUGAGGAGGGGAGGUAAUUUGUGUCGUUGCUACUUAAAUUAUUGUGUACUGGAGUAACUUACAAAGCACUAUCAGGUUAUAAUUGAGAGCCAUAUUGUUGGUGUUAUAAACUACUUAAUUGUUUUGUUGUUGUACAAUGAGGAAUUAUCUCUGAAUUCACGUAUGAUAGUGCUCAGUAAUAUAUAUGCUGUUCUUGAUAACGCAUUCUCUAUUUUUUAAAACCAAAUGUACAGUAA
Messenger RNA from Petromyzon marinus (sea lamprey), 3569 nucleotides. Its product is annotated as Krueppel-like factor 6. Gene Ontology annotation, molecular function: RNA polymerase II cis-regulatory region sequence-specific DNA binding; DNA-binding transcription factor activity, RNA polymerase II-specific. Gene Ontology annotation, biological process: regulation of transcription by RNA polymerase II. The record is from RefSeq and is a predicted model, not a curated record. NCBI's taxonomy places the organism in Eukaryota, Metazoa, Chordata, Hyperoartia, Petromyzontiformes, Petromyzontidae.